Messenger RNA from Suillus discolor, 2078 nucleotides. Its product is annotated as cytochrome P450. The transcript has 18 exons. The record is from RefSeq and is a predicted model, not a curated record. Gene Ontology annotation, molecular function: iron ion binding; monooxygenase activity; heme binding. NCBI's taxonomy places the organism in Eukaryota, Fungi, Basidiomycota, Agaricomycetes, Boletales, Suillaceae. Bases 122 to 1708 code for a protein of 528 amino acids.
GGAGUCCGGUCGGAGCUACGCGGCAGUACACAGGGUUUGAAAUCGGCAAUUGUGCAUAUGAUAAAGUGAAACGUAGUGCGUUGCGUACUCACGACGUCUUCAUUCCAACGCCCCUGCAACCAUGAUUGUCACUGGUUUGUCGUUGACGACCCUUGCAACAUUAGUGGGUUUGGUGUGUGUACUGCGCGCCUUCCAGCUCUUCUUAGAUUUCCGUCGACUAUUGGCGAGCAUUCAUCAUCUUCCAGGAUACAGAACAAUUAUUAGUGCCUCAUCUAUGCUCGGGCACUUAUUUCCCCCGAUCCCCUUGUUGAACUUAGGUCAUGAUCAUUUUUGGUUGUCGAAGCAUGCCCCCUUCGCGGAGAGGGGCCUUGAUAUAAUUUCCGUUGCGACAUGCUGGCCGAAAGCAACUGGGUUGUUAUUGAUAGCAGAUGUCAAUGUAAUUAAGGACAUCGUUUGGUCUCGUGGAGGACGCUUCCCAAAACCUCUUGAGCUAUACACCGCAUUAGCAUUCUUUGGCAAGAACAUUAUUGCUUCCGAAGGCAGCGAAUGGAAGCGUUACCGCAAGAUCGUCGCACCUGCGUUUUCAGAAAGGAAUAAUAGAUUGGUCUGGGAUGCAACCACAGAGAUCAUGCUCGACCUUUUUGAUACAAUGUGGGCUGGACAACAAGAAGUGGUUGUCGAUCACUCCGUAGAUUUGACUUUGCCAAUUGCCCUGUUCGUGAUCGGUGCCGCAGGCUUUGGUCGUUCCAUAUCCUGGAAAGAGGACGCUGUGAUCCCACUCGGACACCAGCUGACCUUCAAAGAUGCUAUCCACAUAGUGUCACAGAACAUCACCCUUCCAUUAUUAGUACCGAGAUGGGUCAUGGGACUCACUAAACAUUUCAGGCAUACAAGGCUUGCCUUCGAUGAAUUGCAUCGAUACCUUACAGAGAUGAUUCAUGAACGGCAGGGGUCCCAGCAGGAGCAUAAUCACGACCUAUUAUCUAGUUUGUUGUCAGCAAAUGACAACAAUGACUCAUCGAAGGAUGACGUGAAACUGAGCGACAGCGAAUUAAUUGGCAAUAUCUUCAUAUUCUUAGUCGCGGGACACGAGACGACAGCCCAUACACUUUCUUUUGCGUUCGGACUAUUGGCUUUGCAUCCCGAUAAACAAGAAGAAAUGUACCAGCACAUCAAGAGCGUACUGCCUGAUGGAAGAAUUCCUACUUAUGAUGAUAUGCCAUCAUUGACCUACUCUUCUGCUGUUUUCAACGAGACAAUGCGGAUGUUCCCCCCUGCUUCCGUCGUGCCAAAGUUGAGUGCCGAAGACACGACCUUCACCCUCACAGAUGCGAACGGGACGAUGAAAACAGUCGUUGUGCCUAAAGGAGUGGAACUUGAGCUGGACAUAACUGGGGUUCACUACAAUCCUAAGUACUGGGAAGAUCCGUUCGUGUUUAAGCCCGAACGAUUCUUGGGUGACUGGAGCCGAGAUGCAUUCCUUCCCUUCAGUGCUGGUUCUAGAGGGUGUGUAGGAAGAAAGUUCUCGGAAACCGAAGCAGCAGCUGUUCUCACCAUUUUAAUUUCGCGAUAUACCAUUUCAAUCAAGGACGAGCCGCAGUUUGCUGGCGAAACGUACGAGCAGCGCAAGGCAAGAGUGCUUAACGCACGAAGCAAAAUCACUCUGUCACCAACCCGCCUUCCCCUGGUGUUUAGACGGAGGACUUGAAGAAAAUACUCCAUUCUUAUAAUAUGUAAACACCUAUUAUAAUAGAAAGGACAAUAUUUUCGCUUGGCUUGGCUUCGGCCCUUAUCCGUAUCUUGUCAACUACAUUAAGCUUCUUCACCUUUCUUGCUAUCUUGUGAUACUUCCUCUUGCCGAUCCUCCGAGUCUUUACUGCACUAUCGUUGAUACUUGGCACAUACCUUAUCUACUCCCGUAGUACCGAUAAACCAAGCUCUUGCUAGGUGCCUUGUCAAUCUUGGUAUUGUUUCCUGAUUAUACUAACGCUAUUUGUAGUAACAAUAUUCAUGUUCAUUUUGACAUCUCCAAAAUGAUUCUCCCCGCUACAUUGCCUUGUUUGAGUGCGUCAUAAACA